AUGCCGUCCUUCUUCGUCCCAGGCCACCAUGGCCUGCCUACGCCUCCCCAUGUCAACGGUGGUCGUAUGGAAGACCCAUCAUUCUACCCAGUUGGUCACGCAGGAUUCCCUCCUCGCUACCACCAAAGCGGCAAUGAGUUCAUCGAACAAUACUCGCAGUCUCUGUGUUACGCCAAACCCACUUCGAUGAAUCUCCACCAGUCCGCCCAUCCGAUGAACACUGCUCGCGAUCAUCACAUGAUGAACCAGCAGCCCAUGUUCAACCCCAUGGUUGGCACUGGAUUGCCCUCAAUCCGCAGCAACGUCCAGCUUCCCCCCAUGGAUGCUACAAUGCCGCCUCACUACCGUCGACAGGAAGCCGCCCCGAUGCAACAGCAGCUCGAACAACCCCGCAAGGAGGAGAAAGCAACUGGAGGUGUCGCAGCUCACCUGGAUUAUGAGAUGGAUCGCAUGUCCGACUUUGUGGCAGAAAUGGCUCAGGGAAUGUAUGAUUUGUUCGAGACCAACAUCACCAUUGCAGAUAUUGACCUCGUGCGAAGCAUCUACCCAGGAUCUUCGGUUCCCCCCCAGUUUCGGAAAUACGUCUUUCAGAUUUUGUCCUCGACACGCCUCCCAAGUUCUACCAUUCUGCUCGGUCUUUUCUAUUUGGCCAGCCGUAUGCGCCUGGUGUCAGCCAAACGCGCCUUCACCAAGGCAGACAGUAGCCAAGUCUACCGCAUGUUGACUGUGGCUCUUCUGUUGGGCAGCAAGUUCCUUGAUGACAAUACCUUCCAGAACAAAUCCUGGGCUGAGGUUAGCAACAUCCCCGUUGCUGAGUUGAACCACAUGGAAUUGGAAUGGCUUUUUGCCUUUGACUGGAAGAUUCACGACCGCAUCUACGACAAGCAGGAUGGUUUCGCCUCGUGGCGCGCGCACUGGGACACCUGGCGGGUCAAGGCAACAGCUCGGACUCAGGAGUCUCGCCAGACUCUGGCACCUCUCGAGACCAACGUGGCCCGCAGCCAGGUUAUUAGCAAGCCCCUUAUGUCCCCCGAAGGCCCUAUCCCGCCGCAGUACCAGCGGAGCUCCCAAAUUGAGAACUCGUGGCUCAACCCGACCGCGUCCGAGUACUCGCCUCCCUCUGCCCUUUCCAGCGGGCCCACAACCCCCGACUACUACUCGGUUGGUCCUUGGGGUUACGCCAACCCGCCUCCACCUCCGCCCUACUCGCGGGGCUGGAACGCACCCUCACAGUACAUGGUUCACCCUGCACCUCGCUCCCAGCCUCCGUCCUAUCAUCACACUCCGGCGUACGGCUUGCCAUUCGCACAGAGUCUCUGGACGGGUCAUGGUUCGUCGUGCUGCUGCACCUACUGUGCCAAGCAUCUUGAGCACUACAUGUGCAACAAUGCAUUUCCCUCUAUGCAUCAGCCGAUGAUUGCAACCUAG
Molecule: messenger RNA, 1428 nt
Organism: Penicillium psychrosexuale
Lineage: Eukaryota; Fungi; Ascomycota; Eurotiomycetes; Eurotiales; Aspergillaceae
Exons: 1
Coding region: 1-1428 (475 amino acids)
Biological process (GO): regulation of cyclin-dependent protein serine/threonine kinase activity
Cellular component (GO): nucleus; cyclin-dependent protein kinase holoenzyme complex
Molecular function (GO): cyclin-dependent protein serine/threonine kinase regulator activity; protein kinase binding
Source: RefSeq, a predicted model, not a curated record